AUGCCCCGGCGUCACCCCAAGGCCGGGGCCCAGCAGGCGGCGCCCCAGGGGUUUCCAGGCGACGGCGGUCGCCGCUGGAGAGCCCCGCUGCUGCCCAGGCUGACGCCCUCGGAGCUCCGGGCAGCCCCCCGCGCCCAGAGCUCGCGGGGCUCCAGGAUGUCGGCCCCGCGCGCGGCGCACGACAGGCGCGCGCCCCCGUCGGUGCAGCUGCCGCCCCUGCCCGCGGCCCGCGCGCCCCCGGACCCCGACCCCGCGCGCCGCGGGCCUGGGCCGCGCGAGGACCCGCGCUGGGACCCGGCCCCGGAGGGCCCCGACUUCCUGGGCGCCCUCCUGGGAGAGCUGCUCCCCGGCAGGUUCCGCCAGUUCCUGCGCCAGCUCCGGGCGCUGAGCGAGGAGCCGCCGCCGACACCCACCUCGGCCUCGCAGCACCCCCGGGAAGCGCGCGAGCCCCUCCCGCCCGCGCCGCGGAGCCGCAGCCGCUCCCAGCACGCGGACCUGCUGGGCCCAUCAUCCCACCUCCAGAGGGACCUGCAGAAGGCUCUGCUCCAUCAGAUGACAGCCCUGGGUCCCCUGAGGGGCGCCCAGCCACCGUGCAGCACCGUCAAGGAGUGCAGCCAGCUCCACAGCACGCAGGCCCCCAAACUCAAGGCCGUGAUCUCCCACAGCUCCUCAGGGGAAGGUUCUGGGUCCCACAGGCGGUACUGCCCCUUUCGAGUGCGAUUCGCAGAUGAGACCCUCCGGGACACAGCCAUCCGCUACUGGGACCGCUACUGCGCGGGAUACCUUUCUGCCCAGCAUCCUGAUGUGCUGGGCCCCCAAGCCAGGGACUUCCACAGGGCUCCAGCCCCUCCUGUCUUUUGCACCGGCGCAGAGCUGAGCGACUACUGGAGGCCCAGGUCGGCCGUGGGACAAGAGCCAGGGAAUUCAUUUAUUGAGCAGCUACUGCCCACCAGGCUCUGUGGACAAGGCAGACAACAUUCCAGCCUCAGGGAGCCCGUGUCCUGGUGAGGGGGGUACAGACAGGCCCCGCAUGGUCCCCUCACCCGGAAGGGCCCUGCACAUGUGAGGGCCCCGCACAGGGGUUCAGUCUCUACUGUUGCCAACUUGAAAUUCUUAAUAAAUUUUAUACAA
Talpa occidentalis (Iberian mole) is the source of this 1131-nucleotide messenger RNA. It is a transcript of the gene CUNH9orf50, whose product is annotated as chromosome unknown C9orf50 homolog. The transcript has 7 exons. Bases 1 to 1008 code for a protein of 335 amino acids. The record is from RefSeq and is a predicted model, not a curated record. Lineage: Eukaryota; Metazoa; Chordata; Mammalia; Eulipotyphla; Talpidae.